AUGCCUCGGCAUGUCAGUGCACGGGCAAAGUGUCCUGGCAUAUGUUUCUUGUGCUUGGCUGGAAAGGAGGGUGACACAGAAGCGGAAAGCACCCCGUUUGAAGAAAUGCAUGCUGGGGCAAAGUGGAAGGCUACAAUCAUGCAGGAAGCCCCUUGGACAGACCUUCCCCAUGUCAUGCAAGGGUUGCCUUGGGUGCCUGGGGAGGAAGCCUCCUUCCUGAAAACAGAUCUGUGGCAUAAUUGGCACAACGGAAUAGGAAAAAUCUGGUUGGCCUGCAGUUUUGUGAUGCUGGCUACCCUGAAUGUUUUGCAGGGUGGUAGUGUGGACAGCAAGUUUGAAGAGCUGACCGGCGAAUUCCUUUCAUGGGCCCAGCGUGCGGGAAUUUCACCUUACUUGAGGCAACUCAAUCGAGACACUUUCUCAUUCCAGACCAACAACUCAGAUCCACAAGGUUCUUGGUCAAAAGCUGCUGCCACAACGCAGUUGAUGCUGUUUCUUUCGUCAUUCUGCGAUGAUCGAGUUGAAGGUCGAACAGCUGACCCACUUCUGACGGCCAUCGCGAAAGGGACCAAACUCAUGAACAUCAUCUUAUCCGUGCUGUAUGGGGAAGGGUAUUGGAUCCCUCCUUCGAGAGCCAAACAGUUGGGCCUCAUGCUUCGCAACUUCUUGAUGAUCUACCAGGAAUGCGCCUACGAGUGCUUGCAAAGAAGACUAAAUAGGUUCAUCCUGGUACCCAAGAUCCACAUGAUGGCACACCCAGCUGAAGAGCUCAUUCGUGAUGGUGAGCGAG
Messenger RNA from Symbiodinium pilosum, 790 nucleotides. The record is from the annotation of a GenBank genome assembly. NCBI's taxonomy places the organism in Eukaryota, Dinophyceae, Suessiales, Symbiodiniaceae.